Molecule: messenger RNA, 2694 nt
Organism: Suhomyces tanzawaensis NRRL Y-17324
Lineage: Eukaryota; Fungi; Ascomycota; Pichiomycetes; Serinales; Debaryomycetaceae
Exons: 1
Coding region: 1-2694 (897 amino acids)
Biological process (GO): cytoskeleton organization; small GTPase-mediated signal transduction
Cellular component (GO): cell division site; cytoplasm; plasma membrane
Molecular function (GO): GTPase activator activity
Source: RefSeq, a predicted model, not a curated record
AUGUCAUUUGCAGAUAGCUUUUGGACUCAAGACUAUGAACUGGGCUUUAAAGCCCUCUUUGAGCAACUUAAACAAGGUGUUAAUGAGAAUGACGAUUUCAUCCAGCUUUUCACAAAACGUAUGGAACUGGAAUUGAUAUAUGGAAGUCAAUUGGAAUCGAUCGAGAAAUCAGUGACCAAGAGCAGCUCUAAGCGCCAGGCAAAUGACGACUAUGUUUCUUCCAUCAAGAACGCUUAUCAAAAGAUCAAUGAAAACUUCAGUAAACAAGGUGAAUACCAUUUACAAGUGGCAUCGAACAUUAAGCUCUUGGUGUUGGAACCUUUCACGAAAUGGUGUAAAGAGCAUAGACAAAGAGUCGAUUACUCCGAAUCUGUUAUUUACGAUAAGAACAAACAAUUCAAAGGAAAUAAAUGGGCAUUGGAAAAGUUACAGAAGAGAUACUUCAAUAAAUGCAGAAUGUUGGAAGAAUUCAAGUCACAUUACACUGAAGACGAGUUGACUCAAGAGUUGAAAGAUAUUGAAUUUGCAGAAUCGAUCGAUGGGAAAAAACUGGUAGAAGAAGAGGAUGAAGCUGAACUGGACGAAGAAAAUAGCUCCACAUAUGCUAUUGGAAGUGCUACUUACGACCACAAAUCUUUGAAAGCAUUGCUUAACGAUAUAUUGAGUAAUAUUGAGCUUGUGUCUCACAAGGUUCCCAUUUUGGGUACUUACCACAAUGUCUCCACUGGUAGUGCUAUUACGCAAUGGUUGCUAGACAACAUGCCCGAGUUUAACAGAAAUAUUGUUAAGGCAGAAGCUUUCGGCCAGGACUUGUUGAACAACAAUUUCAUUCGCUUGAUCGGUUCCAUGAGUGGUGGUAAGAGUUUUAUCAAUUCCUCACAGUUUUACUACCAAUGGAAGCCAGUUGUGUUUGAGAUCACCAAACUUACUAAUCUUGAGCAUGGUAAUGCUGAUGAGAAUAACUUGAGUAGAAAUCCAUCCUUAGGUACUGGGGCUGCAAAUCAAUUUCAAGACUAUUUCGAGGACAUGAAGCAAGCAAUUGGGGUGAACUCUGUCGACUUUAAUGACAAAACACAACUUACCAAGCUUAUAGCCGAGGUGAAUCAGUUGGACACUCAAUAUUUCAAGAAAACUGUUGAACUCGACGCAAUUAGAUGUGAAUUCGAGGAGCUUAUCAUGGACCAUUUAACUUUCAUGCAAAAAUGCGAGUUAGAUAGAUUGAAAGCAAUUAAAAAGGUAACUUUUGAUUUCUUAUCAAGUUUUUCGAAUAAAAUCGCUUCCAUGAAGCUGAUGUGUGAUGAGUUAUUACUUUUGGAGGAAACGAUUAACCCAGUUAAUGAUUUGAAGUUUUUAAUUGAAAAUUAUUCAACAGGAAAAUUUAAACCUCAUGUCAUCUUAUAUGACAACUACUAUAACUCCAACAUUAAACAAACUUUUGGUGUCGAUUUGAACGUUAAAGCAAGAUUGGAUCGGAAGGUUGUUCCCAUUUUGAUACAGUGUAUUUUGUCUCAUCUUGACAAAGUCUAUCCUGAUAUUGAGAAUGACGAAGAAAGAAUAAAUUUGUGGACACAACCCAUCCAUUUAACAAGUGUUCAUAAAUUAAGGUUCCAAUUAAAUGACAUUAGUGAUCCUAAUAUUAUUAAUGAUGCUUUAUCGAAAUCACACCCCAUAGUCAUAACUAACUUGUUGAAGUUGUACUUCAUGGAACUUCCUGAUUCAGUUCUCCCACACAAUUACUAUGACCUAAUCAAGUCUUUAUACUCUAACUAUCCUGUGAGUGAUGAUUCAAAGACACACGCAAGAGUGAAUGGAUUACAGAAUGUUUUGAUAGACUUACCAAAAUGUAACCUUGCAACGCUUGAUGCUAUCCUUACUCACUUGAAUAGAUUAGUGCAAAUAAUUGGAAGCAAGAACUCUAGCUUGGCACAUGGAUUCAGAACCAAAUUGUCGAAGGAGUUUGGAAACUUAAUUUUGAGGCCAAAGUUAGACUCUUCGACAGUGGAUUACUCGAGAAGUGUAAUCAACGACAAGCAUCAAUUCAAUUUCAUAAAUGACCUUUUUGAACACAAAGAAACGAUUUUCAAGGAGCUUAGAAGAGCGAAUUCAACGAGGCCUAGCUCGGGAAGUAAUUCUGUUACCAGAGAAAAUUCUACUAAAAGUACAGCAAACCAAUCUGGUUCUGUUGCGCAGAAAUCUAAAUCAAGAUUGGAAACUAAAUUACAAAAUGCCGUUCAAAAAACCAAGAAGGAUAAACAAGAGAAUAAGCAUUCACAAGAGAAUAAUGAGUUCCCCAAUUCUACUGAGCUGGUAACAGAGAAUGAGGAUACUAUGCUGCCAAGCACUCCACCCCCAGUCACUCCAAAAAAGCUGGUUCCUAAUUCUUUAAAGAGAUCCACUUCACCAAACAAGAAGAAGUUGAACACAAUUUUAUCUGAAGAUAAAAAGCCCAGUAAAAUAGUUGUUUCCUCAAGACCCAGCAGGAAAGAUAUCAUCUAUGACAACAAUGCAGACGCACAGAGCCCCUCAGAUUUUGUCCAACCUAAAUUCAUUUCUACUUUAGGAAGAAAGACUUCCGUCAAAGAUUUGGCAACAAAGUUUGAUUCUCCCGCUCCUGAAUCACCUACUAGUGAACGCUCAAUCUCUCCUAGUAAAAGAGAGAGAAAGGUAAAAAAUGGUGCUGUUGUCGUUGAUUAA